UGGCCCAUAUGAUAUUGCUACUAGUAACUGAACGGAACUUCAAAUUCUAGAGAGAGAGAGAGGUGUUUUCCGGCGAAACAAUGGACGUGUUGUUCAAGUCAAUCAACGUACGAGAUCUACUCUCAUCAUCACCUAACAUCGACGACGUUAACUCACCGUUAUCCGCACCAGAUCUCCGUCUUCUCAUCUCCCAACUCCAACUCCAUUCCGUCGAUAUAAAAUCCAAAGUCCGUCAAUACAUUCUCUCACAUUACUCCGAUUUCUCAUCACUCUUCUCUCAAUCCUCUAACACCGUUACAAAAUCCGAACAUUUAACGUCUCGGUUAUCCGAUUUGAUCCAAUUAAUAUCGGAUCAUCCAGUUGAAACGCAAAUUAAAGAGGUGAUUGAUGAGAUUGUGGUGAAAAGUAAGGAGUUGAAGGAGAAAAAGGAGUUGUUAGGGUUAGUUGACGUGAUUUUGGAGUUGAAUGAUGGAAUUAGGUUUGUUAAGGAUGAGAUUAAGGCUGGGAGAGUUGAGAAUGCGGCGGUAGGGUUAACGGAGUUGAAGAAGGCGGUGUUGAUGACGUGUAAUGAUGAAACGACGACGAAUCCUUUGGUUUAUGGAUUGUUGAAGGAUGAGUGGACUGAGUGUUUUGAGGAGAUGCAAGAGGUGCUUUUGCAAUGUAUGGACAAUGCAGUGUGGUUUGAGCAAGAAAGCAAUACAGUUCACCUGAAGUAUCAGUCGAGCAUCAAAGGUGUUGAUGGGAUUGAGCUCCACACAGUUUUAAAAGCGAUGGAUGCAGUUGGUAUUAUGGAUUAUGGGCUGGCGAAAGUAGCAGAUUUGAUGAUUAAACAUGUAAUAACACCAGUGGUGAGUUUUAGGUCAACUAUUGUGGUGGAAUGGACUAAUCAGGAGUCCGGAAAUGGUGCCGAUGCAAUUCUGAAGAUACUUCCAUCUGCUGAUCCAAAUGUUGACAGCGUGGAUGGUGCAAGUAUGUACUCUGUUCUUGUUGAUGUUGUCAAGUUUAUCAGUAAGUCUUUGUGCUUUGAAAAUAGUGCGUGGAUGCUCUGCUUUGGAAGAUUAACAUGGCCAAGGAUGUCAGAUUUGAUAGUAUCCAACUUCCUCUCCAAGAACGUGCCUGAUGAUGCUUCCAAGCUAGCGGACUUUCAGAAAAUUGUAAAGUGCACAUCUGAGUUUGAGGCAAGUUUGAAGGAGUUAAUGUUCAUUGCUUCCUCUGAUGGAAAGGAUGAAAGAUUGAGCAAAUUUGCGGACAAUGUGGAGGUUCAUUUUGCAUCGAGGAAAAAGGUUGAGAUUUUGGCCAAGUCUAGAAAUCAACUCUUACAGUCUGACUUCCGCCUUCCUGAAGAUAUCACUAGGAGAAACUCUAAAGUUAAGGAUGAUGAUAAUGCUGAAAGUUCGUCUGACCUUGUUGUCGAUUUGCUUUUUACAUCUGAGAGAUGUGUGGUGUCUGAAGCAGCUUCAGGACUAAUGAAGUUAGUUCAUGGAACACUCAAGGAUGUUUGCUUGUCAUCUCCUAGAGUGGGAUUGGAAUUCUAUCACGCUGCUAGGGACUCUCUACUUCUUUAUGAAGCUGUCAUACCUGUCAAGUUUGAAAGGCAGCUUGAUUCCAUUAACCAUUCUGCCGUUCUUAUUCACAACGAUUGCCACUAUCUAUCUCAGGAGAUUCUUGGACUUGCAUUUGAGUACCGCUCAGACUUUCCUGCUUCAAUGAAGGAGCUUGUUGUAUUUGCUGAUUUAGCUCCAAGAUUCCAGAUGCUUGCCGAAGAAGUUCUACAAAGACAAAUUAAACUCGUCAUUUAUAACCUAAAACAGGCUAUUGAUGGGGCCGAUGGUUUUCAAAAUACUCACCAAAUGAAGCAAUAUGAAUCUGCUAAGUUGAGCAUUGACCAGGUGAUUUUCAUACUUGAGAAAGUAUAUAUUAUAUGGCACCGUUUACUCUUACCUUCUGCCUACAAGAGAAGUAUGUGCAUGGUGCUGAAUGCAGUCUUUUCUAGAAUAGCAAAUGAUAUCCUCCUCCUAGAUGAUAUUGCUGCAGAAGAAACAUUGCAGCUCCAAAGGCUGAUUCAUCUGCUAUUCGAGAAUCUGUCUUCUUUGUUGGACUCUGUAUUGGCUAUCAACCAGACAGGAAAGUUGCAGGAAUCUCCUGCACAAACUCUUGAUGAUCUUAUUCCAUCCCUCCGGAAAUUACGCAAACUAGCAGAUCUCCUGGACAUGCCAUUGAAAUCUAUUACUGCAGCUUGGGAGACUGGUGAACUUGUCAACCAUGGUUUUAAGCAAUCAGAGGUUGAAGACUUCAUCAGAGCCAUAUUUGCAGAUUCACCGCUGAGGAAAGAGUGCUUACGAAGAAUAGAAAGUACAUAUUACUAAGCUUUAAGUUACAGUUAGCUCAUUUGUUGCUACAGCUAGUAGUUUACUUGUGCUGGAUCUCUCUUAACCUCGAUAAGUUAAGCGAUCGCUUCUUUUGCUUCAGAAGCCUUCUAUAGUCCAUUUAUUCCAAGUGUUAAAUCAACGAAUUGCUAUCUUUAUGUAUUUAGUGGAAUUUGGUAGUUCGAACCAUAGAAUGUACUUGAUAGGUUUUUUUUUUUUUUUUUGAAAUGUAAAUCGGUUCAUUGUACAUUUAUGAGCAUGGCUUACAACUGACAGACAAAUGACACAUUUUAGAUUCUUUGAGUUGAUUGGAAUUAGAGUAGGACUGCAUUUUCCCAAUUUAGCAAUUGUAAUGUGAAAAUAUGUUUGCACUGUC
Molecule: messenger RNA, 2742 nt
Organism: Lycium ferocissimum
Lineage: Eukaryota; Viridiplantae; Streptophyta; Magnoliopsida; Solanales; Solanaceae
Product: centromere/kinetochore protein zw10 homolog
Exons: 14
Coding region: 81-2366 (761 amino acids)
Biological process (GO): endoplasmic reticulum to Golgi vesicle-mediated transport; mitotic spindle assembly checkpoint signaling; mitotic cell cycle
Cellular component (GO): nucleus; RZZ complex; chromosome, centromeric region
Source: RefSeq, a predicted model, not a curated record